AUGCCGAAUAUCUUCAAGCAAACCCUAGGGGAUACCCCCCGCGAAGCUCUGAAUUGGCGACUGGGUAUGGCUGUCCUAUGCUUUGGAUUAAUGGGCGCAAGUAGAGGAAUCGACGAGGGCUUAAUUGGUGGGACAACUCAGCAAAAAUCCUUCGCUUCCAAGUACGGCUUGAACGACCCGAAUCUGAGUAAGGCAGAGCAGGCAAACAGACUUGGAAACAUUACCGCUAUGGUUCAGAUUGGAAGUAUUGGUGGCGCCUUGAUAGCUUUCCUUAUUACUGAUCGAAUUGGUCGCAUUUGGGCUACACGACAAUUAUGCAUCGUAUGGGCCGCCGGAGUUGCCAUAUACAUGACGGCGAACGGUCGAUUGGGCCAGGUACACGCUGGUCGACUUAUUGCUGGAAUAGGUGUCGGUCAAACAACCGUCGUUGGGCCAACAUACCUAGCGGAGGUUUCACCCAAAGCGAUUCGCGGCCUUUGCACAUGUGCAUUCUCGGGUUCUGUAUAUCUUGCGAUUGUGACUGCUUAUUUUGCCAACUGGGGAAGUUCGCUCCAUAUCAGCGAUCAGUCUCAGAAAGAAUGGCUCGUACCAACUUCUAUCCAUAUAAUGUUCGCCGGACUGAUCUUUCUGUUUUCUUUUGGAGUCGAGGAAUCUCCGCGAUAUCUAGCAAAGAUAGGCAAGAAUGAAGAAGCGCACAGAAUAAUGGCAAAGAUCCGGAACCUUUCUCCCAGCCACCCAUACGUUCAAACUGAAAUGAACGACAUCCACGAGCAACUCGAACGUGAGCGAGAAGCCACGCUGGGCUUUCACUGGCUAGGCCCCCUGAAAGAGCUCUUUUUCAUCCCCUCGAACCGAUAUCGUAUCAUGGUUGGGUUAAUGUCGCAACUACUUAGUCAGUGGUCUGGAGCGACCAGUAUUACAAUCUACGCGCCGCAAUUCUUUGCCAUGUUAGGCACUGAGGGACAGUCAGAGAAACUUUUUGCAACCGCGAUAUUUGGCGUUGUAAAGCUGGUUGCUUCAAUCGUUUGCGCUCUCUUUCUGGUUGACCUCCUAGGGCGGAAGCGAGCUUUGACUUAUGGCAUCAUCAUGCAGUUUUUGAGCAUGCUCUAUGUGGCAAUUUAUCUAGCAGUCGUGCCGGGCGUUAGAAAUCACGAAACACCCGAAGGUAAUUCGAAAAGGGCCGGGACUGCAGCCAUAGUGUCGAUCUACAUUUCUGGCGUGGGAUGGGCACUUGGAUGGAAUAGCAUUCAGUACCUGAUCAACGCAGAAAUCUUCCCGCUUCGUGUGAGAGCUUUGGGGACGUCGAUGGUGAUGUGUUUCCACUUUGCAAAUCAAUAG
Molecule: messenger RNA, 1338 nt
Organism: Uncinocarpus reesii 1704
Lineage: Eukaryota; Fungi; Ascomycota; Eurotiomycetes; Onygenales; Onygenaceae
Exons: 4
Coding region: 1-1338 (445 amino acids)
Biological process (GO): transmembrane transport; carbohydrate transport
Cellular component (GO): membrane
Molecular function (GO): carbohydrate:proton symporter activity
Source: RefSeq, a predicted model, not a curated record